GACAUAAUGAAAUUAACAGUGUCAAAAAACGGAUAGAAUUCGUUGGGGUUCAAAGAAAGAAAAACCCAAGCCCCCAAGCGAGAAUUCAUGUUCAUUGGAGCCGGCCGGAGGUGGAGUGGAGGGGUUGUGCUGUUGUAGAAAGGAGCACAAAUCGAUCGCGCAGAUUCUAAGUUAAUUCAAAAAUUAGCAUCGAGAAGCUGACGCACACCCUUGCAUUUCGUUAAUUCAUCCCCAGUAAUGAAAUGGUUUGUGUCAGAAUCUAUGUAUUAACGUAUUAGUUACGCGAAGCAUCCAAUUCCAGGCGGAAGGUGCUUUCAACUGGCACGCAAUCCCCCAUAAAGACGCUCCUCGUUCAUCACUCUCACAAUGCAAUCCUCGAUUUACUCUCUUCCCGGAACAGCGCCGGCGCCGACGGCCGACGGUGAUCGUGCUUCCUCGCUGCUUUGCAACGGAGAAAUGAGAGACAUGGAGACGAAGCCUUUGCUUUGUAGGGAUUCUACUCCGACUUGUGUCGGUGUUAGCCAGCAGAGGAAGCGUAGAAUCGCCGGGAAAUCGCCCGCACCGGAGCUGCGGUGUCCCGCCCGGCAGAAUUCUUUUGGCCGGGAGAUCGGGCGUGCGGCGGCAGAGACGUUUUUGGUUACUCGCCUUAGCUUCAAGCUGUUGAGCUAUCUUGGUGUAGGCUACCGUUGGAUCGCAAAAUGUUUUGCUCUCCUUUUUUAUGCAAUGCUACUCAUGCCUGGCUUUCUUCAAGUUGCAUAUUAUUAUUACUUCUCAAGUGAAGUCUGCCGGAGUAUUAUUUAUGGAGAUCAACCAAGGAACAGGUUGGAUUUGCAUUUACCAAAAAAUUGCGAGAAACCAAAGCCUGUUGUAGUAUUUGUAACUGGGGGAGCCUGGAUCAUUGGGUACAAAGCAUGGGGUUCUCUUUUAGGGAAACAGUUAGCAGAAAGAGACAUCAUCGUGGCAUGCCUUGACUACAGAAAUUUUCCUCAGGGGACUAUCGGUGAUAUGGUAAAAGACGUUUCUCAAGGGAUCUCAUUUGUAUGCAACAACAUUGCUCAUUAUGGGGGUGACCCUAACAGAAUUUACCUUGCGGGGCAGUCGGCUGGUGCACAUAUUUCUGCCUGUGCUCUCUUGGCACAGGCAAUGAAAGAAUCUGGCAAGGAAGAGUGCACUUCUUGGAGUGCCUCCCAGAUAAAGGCAUAUUUUGGUCUGUCUGGAGGGUACAAUUUAUUGAACUUAGUUGACCACUUCGAUAAACGAGGCUUGUAUCGUUCCCUCUUUUUAAGUAUAAUGGAAGGGGAACAAUCCUUGCAAAAAUAUUCUCCUGAAGUUAUGAUACAGGACCCAAGCAUUAGAAAUACUGUUUCACUAUUGCCUCGUAUUGUUCUUUUCCAUGGAACUGCAGAUAAGUCAGUACCAUCUGAUGCCAGUGUAACAUUUGUAGAUGCUCUUGAAAGAGUAGGAGCUCAAGCUGAAUUAAUUUUGUAUGAAGGAAAAACCCAUACUGAUUUGUUUCUUCAAGAUCCUCUGAGAGGUGGUGAGGAUGAACUUUUUGAUUCUCUAGUUGCUUACAUACAUUCAGGUGAUACGAAAUAUGUUGCCGAGGCUGCUCCUCCAAGGAGGCGCCUUGUUCCCGAGUUUUUGUUGAAACUGGCUCGUGAGGUCAGCCCGUUUUGAGGCUCGUAGUUUUGCAGGUCAAUAACCAAGUGUGAUUUUGUGUACUCAUUACUGUUCGUAAUUGCCCCUGCUUGGCCAGCUUUAAAUCCUUGGCCUGUUACUAUGUCCCCAAUCAUUGAAUUUUGGAGGGUUGUGGGAGUAGACUUUGCGUUCUGAUUCUGCAUGCUAAUUCCAAAUGUUUAAUGUAAAUUCAGGCUAGCGUUAUAUUAGCCCCCAAGGUAGCCCCAUAAUUGUACUGAAUUUCAUAUUUACACAGUCUAUUUACAAUUAUAUAUUUCAUUUAAA
Messenger RNA from Malania oleifera, 1962 nucleotides. RefSeq names its product isoprenylcysteine alpha-carbonyl methylesterase ICME-like. The record is from RefSeq and is a predicted model, not a curated record. The transcript is spliced from 11 exons. NCBI's taxonomy places the organism in Eukaryota, Viridiplantae, Streptophyta, Magnoliopsida, Santalales, Ximeniaceae. Bases 367 to 1677 code for a protein of 436 amino acids.